Solea senegalensis (Senegalese sole) is the source of this 4682-nucleotide messenger RNA. RefSeq names its product catenin delta-1-like. The record is from RefSeq and is a predicted model, not a curated record. Bases 259 to 3027 code for a protein of 922 amino acids. Gene Ontology annotation, molecular function: cadherin binding. Gene Ontology annotation, cellular component: adherens junction; cytoplasm; plasma membrane. The transcript has 21 exons. NCBI's taxonomy places the organism in Eukaryota, Metazoa, Chordata, Actinopteri, Pleuronectiformes, Soleidae. Gene Ontology annotation, biological process: cell-cell junction assembly; cell-cell adhesion.
ACGGUGAUGUCGCUUCGUCUUUAACGAGCUUGACCCAGAUGCAGUAGAAGGAGGGGGACCAGAGGGGAGAAAACACGUCAGAAAAAAAACACUCACAAUAGUGUGGCAGGCGUCGGGACAGCGUUUUUACUAGCUGUCCAUUCCUUUUUGUUUCUGGGCUUGGUGGUUCGGUGACCUUCUACACAUGAGCAGUUAAAGCUCAGCCUCUGAUCUUGGCGUGACCUCUUCUUCCAAACCACACCCAUAGGUGAAGUGUGUAUGGAGCAGUGUGAGAGCGCAGCGGCUCUGCUGGAGUCGGUCAGAGAGCAGGAGGUGCAGUUUGAACAGCUGACCCGGGCGCUGGAGGAGGAGAGGAGGAGAGUGGGCCUCUCUGCCACCAGUCCCUCGGCCCUGGGUCGCCCACUCCCUCACACACAGAACGGGCGUUUAGGGGAUGCAGACAUAGAAAGACUGAAAUUGACUGACUCAUACAUAAACAGUACACAGUACAGGAUGGUGGACCCUGCACAUGGCGCUGUGGAUGACAGCUACACACCGGAGGAUGAUUCCCAGGAAGUACACUCUGUCUUUUCUGAAGAGGGAACCACGCGGCGACUAGACACUACUCUCCCUCAGAUGAAGAAGCCAAUCUCUCGCACUGUCUUGCCCUCUGACUCUAUGUCUAUUGACGGGGGCUUGUCUGUGUCUGGUAUGGGUGGUUAUAGCGCCACUCUCGACCGUCCUUACAGGCAGCCUGUUGCAGGAGACUACCCAACUGCCACAGUACCCAGAAACUACCACUAUGGCCCUGUAGGAGGUUAUGAGGACUACCGGGGAGGCCCGCCAUCAGAAGCAUACACUAGUCUGAGCAGAGGGUCACACAUGGAGGAACGCUACAGACCAGUUGAUGGCUAUAGGACUCUGGAUUCUGGCUACCGGGCCCCAAGCCGUCAACAGCUUGACCCCUAUGCAGCACAGCCCCAGGUGAGCCGCGGGAUGAGGGCUUUGGGCUCAGCAUUGGAGAUGCGUUAUGGCCACGGCCAUUACGGUGUAGAAGAUGACCAGCGCAGCGUGGGAUAUGAUGACUAUGGUAUGGGGCCUUCACCCAUGCAUCCUGGAGGCUAUGGUACAAUGCCACGUCUGGGGACCGGCCCUGGGGGGGUGGACAGACGUAGACUCAGAAGCUGUGAGGACACUCUUGAUGGCGACAUGGGAGGAGUCGAUCCUUAUACCUGGGGUGUUCCCAUGACGAUGGAGAGGGGCAGCAUGGCCUCUCUGGACAGCACACUGAGGAAGGGUCCUCCUACCUCAUGGAGACAGCCGGAUCUGCCGGAGGUUAUCGCCAUGUUAAACUACCGUCUGGAUCCUGUCAAGACCAACGCUGCCGCCUUCCUCCAGCACCUUACAUUCAAAAAUGACAAGAUCAAGUCAGACGUGCGUCGCAUGAAAGGUAUCCCAUCAUUGGUGUCAAUGCUGGACCACCCCAGCAAAGAUGUGCAUCACGCUGCCUGUGGAGCACUAAAGAACAUUUCAUAUGGGCGAGACCAAGACAACAAAAUCGCCAUCAAGAACUGUGAUGGAGUACCUGCUCUGGUCCGAUUACUGAGGAAAACACGUGACCAGGACCUCACUGACACUAUCACAGGCACCUUGUGGAAUCUCUCCUCCCACGACUCUGUAAAGAUGGAGAUUGUGGACCAUGCCCUGCACGCCUUAGCUGAUGAGGUGGUCGUUCCCCACUCAGGCUGGGAGCGAGGGAGCAACGGUGGAGAGGAGAGCUGUAAACCCCGCCAUCUGGAGUGGGAAACCGCCUUGACCAACACUGCUGGCUGCCUUAGGAAUGUGAGUUCAGAACGCAGUGAGGCCAGGCGGAAACUAAGAGAAUGCACAGGAUUGGUGGAUGCACUCAUGUACAUUGUCCAGUCACAGAUCAACCGCAAAGAUGUGGAUAAUAAGCUGGUGGAGAACUGUGUUUGCCUCCUGAGGAAUCUCUCCUAUCAGGUUCACCGUGAAGUCCCCGGCUGUGAACGUUACGCAGAGACUGUACCUGUCAAUCAGGGACCGGCCCCUGCAAGCAAAGGUGGCUGCUUUGGCUCUCGAAAGGGCAAAGAUGAGUGGUUUUCCAAAGGAAAGAAGGAUGGAGAUGAUGGAAGUGGAGAUCAGGUGGAUAUUCCAAAGAGGACAACACCAGCCAAAGGUUACGAGCUGUUGUUCCAACCAGAGGUGGUUCGUGUUUACACAUCGCUGCUCAGAGAGAGCAAGAAUCCCUCUGUGCUGGAAGCUGCUGCUGGUGCCGUCCAGAACCUGUGCGCUGGCCGAUGGACUUAUGGUCGAUAUAUCCGGGCCACUGUGCGUCUGGAGAAGGGUCUUCCCAUGAUGGCAGAACUGCUGGCUCAUGGUAACGACCGUGUGGUCAGAGCAAUGGCCGGAGCCUUGAGAAACCUCGCCAUUGACAACCGCAACCGCGAACUUCUCGGAUUGCAUGCAGUGCCUCAUCUUGUAGCCAACCUGCCUGGAGGCCAGAAUCAGUCUGGGCGUGCGCUGUCGGAGGAAACAGUGGUGUCAGUUCUGAGCACGCUCACUGAGGUGCUAGGCAACAGUCUGGAGGCAGCAAAGACACUCCGAGCCUCGCAAGGCAUUGAGAGGCUGGUGCUUAUUAACAAGGAUGGCAAACGUUCAGACCGCGAGGUGCGGGGGGCGGGCCAGGUCCUGCAACUGGUCUGGGCCCACAAGGAGCUCCGUAGACCGCUGGAGAAAGACGGCUGGAAGAAGACAGACUUCAUGGUCAACCUCAACCCCAGCAGCGGCACCACCAACGGCCCAAGCAACCGAGUGAAUGGCUCGUAUGAAGACAGCACCACACCACUGCUGGACAGAGGGGACAAGAGGGACAUGAUUCCACUAAAUGACCUUGGCCCUGAGGGCUAUUCUACACUGGACCAGAGGGAGAGGAGACACACCCUGGAUGACACCACAGACACUUUACCGCGAGGGUUGUACGGGGGCAGGAAGGGCUCCCUGCCUCUGUUGGACUCCUACGAUGGUUAGGCCUCCCCCACCCCUCUACUCCCCUCUGCAUGUAACAGCAUGAAAAACUGAUCGUGUGCAUCACUCAGACGGGGCUGUCGCUGCCCGACCACUGCUACUGAGGAGAGAAGAUCCACAUGCACAGUCUCUCUCCCUCCUCCCCCAACCCCUUCCCUUUCCUUUCCUUGUCGCCCCCCUCACUCCAUCGCUCUGUCACCACGCAGCUGGGACCAGAUGAUGAUGAGAGUCGGCAUCCAAAGAAAGUGGUUGUGUUGCAGCCAAAAUGUUUGAUGCAGCACAGAUUUACAUACCUGCAUAUACAAAAUUCUUUCAAGUGUAGCAACGAAAAUAUAUUCUGUUUUUAAAUUAUAGUUCUUCUGUAAAGGCAAUCACCUUUGUUGACAAUCAUUUAAUUCUGGUGUUGUCAUCCUGUUUGUUUUUAUGUGUUUUUUAUUUUUAUUUUUUAUUUCUUGCUUUCAUCUACAUUUUUGAUAAACUCUCAUCUCGGUCGACGCGUUGCUGCCAACACCCAUACCCUAACGAUGAAUUUGUACGUAGGCUUCUAUGUAGGCUGUAUAAUGUAUAUAAAAAGAAGAUGGGAUGCAUUAGUUUUGGAGCAUUAAUUUAAAUAAUCUCUUCACUGGGAUUGUUGGGAGGUUGUGACGUGGCCGCAGACGUCCUGUAGAUGGAGUGUUUAUAGAGGAGUUAUUUUCCUGUUAUAGAGUUAUUUUCUCUCAGUUGGGUUGAGCUCAGGCGCGGACUAGAAAUGGCAGGUGUGUGUAUAUUUGUCAUACAGUAAACCUGCGGCUGUGUGUAUGUGGAAAAAAUUAAUAUGGACCUUUUUGAAUGAGUGUAAUAUUGUGUGUGUGUGUGUGUGUGUGUGUGUGUGUGUGUGUGCGCGCAUGCACACGGACCAGACCCAUAAGACCACACGUUGAUUAUUUCAUGCGCUCAUUUUGUCUUUUUUUUUUUAAUGGUGUGAACUUCAAGUUUCUUUUUUAUGUUCUUGGUUUUAUGUACCAACUGCCUAUUUUUUGUGUUUGAUGCUUUUAUUCUGUUUGUUUCUGCCCCCGUGGAGGAAAUUAGCUGUGAGACUUUAACCAGAGCAUCACAUUAAACCUGUUUCUGAAGUAUAAAGCUGGGAACAAACACACACACACAACUCAUGCUUCAGAAACCGUUCCAUUCUGUUCCAUGAAAAGACUUAACACCACAUUUCAGGAAGGCCUCUCUGGACAAGCGCUCUUCCUCUUACAAUCUGAUUUGUCUACUUGCUCUCUUUUAUCUUCACUCAGCAGAGACUCCAUUUUAACUGACAGAAAAGGUGGUCAAAAGCACAGUUUGUCUGAUUCCCUUUUUUGUACCCUUUUUUUGUUCUGUCUGCUUUCGGUUUUAUUUCCAGGUUUUGUAUGUGAGAAAGCGGAGUUACACAAUUUGUUCCACUUUUGAGUCCCAGUUUUACUUCUGGUGUGUUUUAAAGGCAAAAGAGACCAAUCUUUGUUUUAUUUUUUACUCUCCAAACUCAUAGUAUAUUUGUACUGUUGCCUAUCCAUGUAAAAACUAAGAUGUACCAUUCAUACCUGCCUUGGCUCUAAAACUUGCUUUUUUCAGUUGAGUAUGUAACUGGUAAUCCUGUUGGGUUUUUUUUAUAAAUAAAGAUCUUUUCUUAGACGAGA